Molecule: messenger RNA, 7595 nt
Organism: Gallus gallus (chicken)
Lineage: Eukaryota; Metazoa; Chordata; Aves; Galliformes; Phasianidae
Gene: CNTRL
Product: centriolin
Exons: 44
Coding region: 235-7239 (2334 amino acids)
Molecular function (GO): protein binding
Source: RefSeq, marked validated
GGCGGUGGCUGGGCUCCUCACGCCGGGCUCUUAAAGGAGCCGUGUUGUCUCGGGCCUGGCGGUCGGUGGGGGUCGUUUGAAGGAGGAAGGGAGACGGUAGAGGUGGGCCGCUAGGAGUCGGUGUCUUCGCACGGGGGUCGCCAGGAGGCCAGUCCGCCCGGCGACGGCGACCGGUGAAGUGGCGUUGCCAUGUCAACCCAGAUAUUGAUCAGAUGAUAUUCUAUAUUUUUGGCAAUGAAGAAAAGCUACAAAAAAAAAGAAUUAUGUGGAAAAACACAGAUGUCAGCUUUUCGGACACCUACUCCAAUGUCUUCUGUUGGUUCAAGCACCAGAUCACCAUCUCCCCUAAGCCAACAGACAUCUCCACCUGCUCGCAAAAGUACGGCAUGGCAGAAUCAACAGCGUGAUACUACAGCAAAUGUAGAAGCUGCUCUUGAAUCUAAGUUUCACGAAGAGGAAAAUGGUGUUAGUCCAGGUGUUCGGUACAUUACAGAACCCCUUAUUAAAAGUCUGUCAAAACAGGAAAAUUUGGCAUAUAUAAGCUCACUGAAUCUUUCUUCACCAAAGGAUGGGGACAAGAAAUUCAAAUACAUAGAAAAUUUGGAAAAAUGCUCUAAACUAGAGAGACUGAAUCUAAGUAACAAUCAAAUAGAGAAGAUUGAAAAGCUGGAUAAACUGUUGAAGUUACGUGAACUCAAUUUGUCUUAUAACAAGAUCAGUAAGAUUGAAGGUAUGGAACAUUUACAUAACCUACAAAAGAUGAACCUUGCAGGGAAUGAGAUUGAGCAUAUUCCUGUGUGGGUAGGGAAGAAACUGAGAUCCCUGCGCAUCCUUAAUUUGAAACAGAAUAAAGUAUCAUCACUUCACGAAAUAGCUAAGCUAAAGCCUCUACAAGAUCUGACUUCUCUGUUCCUUGCUGGUAAUCCAGUUGCAAGCUUGCCUCACUACCGCUUGUACAUCAUAUUUCACUUGAGAGCAUUGGAAAACUUGGAUGGACAGCCAGUGACAAAUCAUGACAGACAGGAAGCUCUAAAGAGGUUUGAUUUAGAAGAGAUAGAAAAAUUAGAAAGAGAGUUAGAGAAUGCAAUAAAGGAGAUGGAGAACCUUAAACUUAACCAGUCUAAAGUGCUUGAGCAACUUCACCAUCAAGAUGAGGUCAACAAAUCAUUAAAAGAAAAAACUUUGCAGCAGAAGCAAAGCUGUGAAGAUCUACAAAGGGAUGUGGAUACCAAAAAUGAACUGCUAAAGCAGAAAACAAUGGAGCUGACACGAGCUUGCCAGAAGCAGUAUGAGUUGGAGCAGGAACUGGCAUUUUAUAAGAUUGAUGCAAAAUUUGAGCCAUUAAGUUAUUUUCCAUCAGAGGAUGUUGAGCUUGAAGAUGUACCUGGUGAAAGCCCAUACAUUGGUAAGGCCAGGUACAAAAGAAAUAUGUUCAUAAGAGAAGGCUACAUUGCUAGUAAAGCUCAGCAAGUGGAGACUGGAAAAAUGCAGCCAGAUGAAAAUGAUUUCUGUAAGAAAUCACAGCUGAAUCCUCAGUUUCAAACUGUAGAUGAGCAAUUGGAGAGUAAAGAAAAAAAGAUUCAUUCAGCACAAAGGAGAUUAGAAGAGCUGCAAAAUGCAAUAGGAAAGGCAGAGCAACAAGUUUUGGAAGUAACAGGAGAACUGCAACAACUGGAGGGUGCUCUGGCUCAGAAAAAAGUCUUACAGGCCAACAGGGAGGAUCUGGAGCAGCAGCUGAGUAAGAAGAUACAAACACUGCAUCAGCUACAAGAGGGAGCCUUAGCACUGGAGAAACAAAUGGAGAAACAGAAAAGAGAAAUAGGGAAAAAGCAGAAAGAGCUUGAAGACCUGAAGAGUUCUCUUGCUUCUGUAAACUCUAAAGAACCAAGACAUGCUCACAUGAGAGCUCAAAAAGCAAGUAAAGAACAGCAGAUUGAGGUAAUGAACAAACAGUACAAACAGCUCGAGAGUCGCCUGGAUGAAAUGCUUUCUAGGAUUGCUAAGGAAACUGAGGAAAUCAAGGACUUGGAACAGCAGCUCACUGAUGGUCAAAUAGCAACAAACGAAGCACUGAAAAGGGAUUUAGAAAGCAUCAUAAUUGGAUUACAGGAAUACCUGGAAAGCGUUAAGCAUCAAGCAAAACAGGCCAAUGAUGAAUGUAAGGAGUUGCAGAAGGAUAAAGAAUCUUUGCUUCAGAGACUGGCAGAUCUAGAGGAUGAAAGAAAUAGCCUGAAAAUAGUUGUCAUGGAUGCCGAAAAUAUGAGAAAAGAAAUAGCAAUGCUUGAAGGCGCACUUCAAGAGCAGCGAGAAAUAAAUGAAUCACUCAGAGAAGGACAAGGGGAUGUCAGUGCCUACGAGGCUGAACUGGAAGCCCAGCUAAGAGAAAGAGACACUGAAGCCAAUCAGCAAAAGGAAGAAUUGGAAAGGCUGAAACAACUCAGCCAGAUGGAACUGUCAGCUCUGCAAGCUGAACUUGAGAAAGAAAGGCAAGCUUUAGAGAAUGCUCUGACCAAAGCACAAUUAGCAGAAGAGAAGGAACAAGAAAACUAUAAGCUGCUUUCUCAGUUCAAACAACUGCAGGGAGACAAUAAUCUCCUGAAACAGCAGCUUAAAGAUCUUCAGAAUCAGCUAAGCCAUGCCGUUGGUAACUUGAUACACCCCGAAGAAGUCCUAGCUCGUAUAAAUGAGCUCAAGCAGAAGCUUCGGACAGGAGCAGGAGAGAUUAAAUGUCAGAAUUCAGCUGAUGUUUUGGGGAAAAGCCUUGCAAGUCUGCAGAAAGAAUUUAAUAACAUUCUUGCUGAUACACAAAGGGAAAAAGAGAAAGCAUGGGAAAGACAGAGACAAUUGCAAGAGGAAAUGGUAUCCCAGAAGGAAAAACUGGAAGAUAUACAGGAAAAAUAUAGACAGGUUAAAUCUGAAAACAGGCAGAAUAAGAACAAGGUCCAUCAGUUAGAGAACGAAAUUCAACUCUUACGUGAAAAAAUAAAGAGUAUGGAAGAAAUUCAGGGCCUGGCUGAUCAACAGCUCCAAGAGGCAGAUGAAGAAAAAGAGGCUAUUCUUGCUCAACUAGAAGACUUGGAGAAAAGGAAAAAAAUAGAAGAUGCCAGGGCACAAAUGCAAUUUGCUGAUCUAGAUAAAGAACUGAAGGAAUUAAAGAGAGCAAUCAUCACUGCAGAUAAAUUGGCGGCCGCUGAGCUAUCCAUUGCUAAAAAUCAGCUGCAGGCUCUUCAUGGGACUGUUCUCAAAAUUAAUCAGGAACGAGCUGAGGAAUUUGAGGAAGCUGAAGAGUUCUGUGUUGAGGCAGCUCGUGCAACUCGGGAUCUUGCUCGAGCAGAAGCAGAAAUAGAAUUGUUACAACAACUUCUAAAACAGAAGGAAGAACAGCUUCAACAUGAAAUGGGGAAAGCUGGUGAGAAGACUGCAUUGAGCUCUCAAAAGUUAGAAAUUGAUCAACUAAAUGACACAGUGGAGCAACAGAAAGCAGAAAUUGACCACUUAAGAUGGUUGUUGGAUGAUAUCGGGGCAGGUAACAAGGAUGAAAUUGACAACUUACAAGAAGAAAUUGCAGCACUCAGAAGUGCACUCUCAUACCAGAAUGAUUACAUCACCAAUAUAGCAGAUCCACUGAAAAGAAGAGGAUACUGGUAUUAUAUGCCACCAUCACAGGCCUCAACCCCUGCCUCCCACAGCACAAAAGAUUCUGGAGUUGGUUUACAAUAUCCUGGCACAUCCCCACCCAGAAGAGGGUGUAGUCAGGUCAGGAAGGAAGACUUACCCAGGUCAAGAGGGUGCUGGGUUUAUUCACCAGUCAGAAAUAGGUUACACAAAACAAAUCUUGAUAAAGCUGGAAGAGCAAAAGAAGACAGGGAAGGAAAUGAGGAAGCUCAUGCUCACAAAGACCCACCCUUUGUACCACCACCUGGUACAGUUAUCUACACAGUCCUCCCAGAUGGUGCUCCUCUACCCGAAGGAACUGUGGCUUAUGGCCCUCCUCCUGCAGCUGCAAAUGGAGGUUCGAUUGCUCCUGGGUCUGUUAUCUAUGGCCCACCUCCUGUGGGAGCUCAGGUUGUUUAUGGCCUUCUUCCUCCAAACUUCACUGUCCCACUCAUUCCUUUUGGAGAUCUUCACUGCAAUGUACCCAAGCAUCAUGACUUGGAGAGUGAAGUCUCAAGGUUAGAAGACACUGUGCAGCAUUUAAAGUCUCGGAAAUACAGAGAUAAAUGGUCAGAGGCAGCUGAGCAUAAAUGCAAGAAUGAAAUGGAAAAAAUACAUCAAAACAUAGAAGAUCUUCUGCAUGAAAGAGAAGAGCUGGAACGUGAAGUAGCAGAGCUACAAAGAACAGCUCAAAAACGUAACAAAUGCAAGGACUUCGUUGAAGGGUAUACUGAAAAUUUAAUGGCAGAACUACAGUUAGAAAAAUCUCUUAAGCAUCAUGAAGAUGUUGCAGAAGAAAUUGAAUGUAUAGAGAAGACUCUUCUGAAACGCCGAGCAGAGCUUAGAGAGGCAGAUAGGCUUCUUGCAGAAGCUGAAUUGGAACUUGAGAGCACACGGGGAAAGACUAAAGACACUAUUCAAAAGUACAAUCAUGCCAAACAACAUUUGUUCCGUACUGAAACUGAGGCAGAGGAGCUAGAGCGAAGGGCUCAGGAAAUGGCCACUAAACUUGUGAAAGCAGAUCAGCAAUUAAGAUCAUUACAGGCAGAUACGCGGGAUUUAGAACAGCAUAAGAAGGAACAAGAAGGUAUUUUGAAGGAAAUCAACAAAAUGGUGUCUGCAAGAGACUCUGAGUUCCAGUCCUUAAACCAGAAAAUAGAAAUGCUGACUGAAAGUCUUCAGAAGCUUCAAGGAGAUAUUCAAGCUGCAGAAGGUAAUGAAGAACAUCACCUCCAAAUGCUCAGAGAAGUGGAGGACAUUCUUCAGGUCAAGAAAACUGAACAGGAGAGACUGAAAAAUCAGGUUACUGCUCAGCAACAAGAGCUGUUGUUUCUGGAGCAGCAGUUAAGUCAAAGGAAAGAACAGCUCCGUGUCCUUCAGGACUGUAUUUCUCAAAAGAAAGGUGACCUCAAAGAAGCUCUUCGAGAUGGGGAGACUGAAGCAAAGGAAAAACAGCGCCAAAUAAGAGAAAUAAAGCUCCUUCUGGAAGAUCUUAAUGCUGAGAGGAGAGAACUGGAUGUCCAAAUUGAUGAGAAGAGAGCACAGCUUUUGUUCAUAAAAAAGGAUAUUGGAAAAGAGGAAGAAAAUCUUCAAAUAAUACUUGGACAAAUUAACAAGCAUAAGAUAGAACUGAAACAUGUUCUGGAAAUGUUGGAGAUAGAAAAUAAUGAACUUCAGGGUUUGAAACUACAACAUAAUCAAAAGGUCAAUGAACUAGAGAAGACUCAGGUUGCAGUUCUAGAAGAGAAGUUAAAAUUGGAGAAUAUUCAGAGAUUAUUUCAUUGUCAGCAAGGGGAAGUAGACUGGCAGGAACAACUACUUCAGAAGGACCGUCAGGAAAAUGAACAUCUGGUUUCUCAAAUGCGCACCCUGCAAAAUAACAUUGAGUCUCUGAAUAAGGAAAAGCAAAAGCUUGAAGAGGACUGUCAGAGUUUGGAAAAGAAGCUGUCACAAACCAGAAGAGACUUGACUGCUACUGAAGACAGCAUCAAAACUGCGUUGUCCAAUGUAGAAAAAAGGGAAUUGGAUAUUAAAAACCUGCAGCAGGAGAUAGAUGUACUGAAUAAACAAAAAAAGUCACUGCAUGGAGACAUCACUGUUGUACAAAAAGAUCUUCAAGAAAAAAAGAAUGAACUAGAGAUGCUGAAAGGAGAAUUAAGUGAGUCCAGGCAGCAGCUUCAGCUGGCAGAACAGAAUUUGAAAGAUAAUACAAAGCACCAGGAAGAGCUGCUUAGAGAGCAGGCAACCCUGAAAGAAGAUAUCCUAAAAUGUGUAAGAAAAUGUAAAGAUUGCCAAGAGAGACAGAAAAAGAGAGAGAACCAUUUGCAGCAGCUCCAGAAAGAGAUUGAAGAGAAAGAAACAAUAUUGGCCAAACAAGAAGCGAUCCUUUGUAACCUCAAGCAAAAUUCAGAACACGAAGGGAAAAAACUGGAAGAAAAUACUGCUAAACUCAAAGAACAGAAACUGCUUUUGGAAAAGGAACUCAUGGAUCAACGUGAGAAACUGGAACAGGCAGUAGCAAAAGUAAGGCUGACAGAAGAAAACAACAGGAAGCUGGAAAAAGAAGCAUCUCAAUUUGCAGCACUUGAAGAAACUAUCAGAAAAAGCAAACAUCAGGUAUCAGAAAAAGAGCUACAGUUACAACAAAAAAAUAGAGAAAUUCAGUCUCUCCAAAAAGAAUUGGAACUCUCCAAGUCUGAGCUGAACCAUCUCCAGGGGCAGCUAGCAUCAGAGAGGAAAAGAGCUGAAAAACGAAUCUGCAGUCUGAAAGAAGCAAUGAAAAUGCAGAGGACGCAGUUUGAAAGAGAACUGCAUGAACAAAAGCGUGAAAAUAACUGCCUGCAGAGUGAUAUAGCAGCUGCUGAACAAGUAGCACAGAAUAACCAUGAACGCACCAAGCGCCUCAUUAAAGAGCUUGGCCAGAUCCAGCAGGACUACAUGGAUCUCCAAAACCAGGUUAAGACUCAAGAAGACCUGGAAAAGAGACAAAGGGAAAUAGAGAACACAGCAACAUUGCUUAAAUUAGAGGUUGAAGAUGAUAUUAAAACAGGGUUUAAAUCUUCAAGCCCAUCUUCUCCAGAACUGUUGGAAGAUUUGGAAGCGUUUUCUGCAGUAAAUAAAAGUCUGCAGUGUGAAUCUGACAAUUUAGAGGAGAUGUUUUCAUUUGCUGAUGCUGACAAAAGAUUGUUCUCAUCGGAAAAAAAGUUGGAUUUUUCUCAAAUCUUCAUAAUGGAUGAACAGUGGCGUGGAGAGGCUCUCCGAGAGAAACUGCAGCAUCACGAGGAUCGGCUGAAGGCUCAGCUCCGGCACUGCAUGUCCAAGCAAGUAGACGUAUUGAUCAGAGGAAAACAACAGACACAGGGCACCCUUCACAGCCUGAAGCGACAGGUUGAUGCACUGGAUGACCUGGUCAGCAGCACUUCCUCAGACUCACUGUUCCUAGCUGAAAGUUCAUCAAGUCUGCUAUCUCUUCGUGAUGCUCUGAGUUUAACAAAAACACAGGCUGCUCUGACAGGACACGCACACUUCCCCAGCAGCUCAGCAGGCGUUCCAGCAGUGGCACACACGUGGCAUUCCUGCUCAUGAGAAAUGUCUCAGUAUACUGUUGGAGACAGCAGCUGAUCUGCAUGUGCAUUUGUGCUCCCUGAGACUGUGCCAUCAUCUUCCACUCCUGAAGCCUUCUACCUCACCGUUCUGCAAGCCUUUGCUGAAAAGGUAUUUACCAGCAAUAACAAACAGCUCUGUACUGUGAAGUUUCUGUAUGACUAAGGAAGGGAGUUUUAUGUAUAUAUGUUAUUUUUAAAAAUAUGGAUUUAAGAGUGUCUAAAACUACUGUUCUCAUUGAAGUGUGGGUAUUUCUCAGUUUACAUUUUGAAGAGUUGUCACAUUUUCAAAUGCAUGAAUGUUAAAUAAAACUAUUUUUGAAUACUUUCUUAAAAUAA